Messenger RNA from Owenia fusiformis, 7640 nucleotides. The record is from the annotation of a GenBank genome assembly. Lineage: Eukaryota; Metazoa; Annelida; Polychaeta; Sabellida; Oweniidae.
AUAAGUCAUCAAUUAUCGCCCACGAGGAUGGCUGAGAUUCCUAAUUGUUCUAAUUUUCCUGGUUUCUCCAGUAAGGAAAUGGGAAAACCUGAGGAACAAGACCCCACACAGGACUACAUCAUGUUAAAACAAAAGAUAAUCCAGACAGACAUGUUGAUUAAGAAGUACAGCUCUAAGUGCCAGGAUUACGAAGCAGCUUCUAAGAAACUUGAAGAUACGAGUAAGAAGUUUGACAAAACACAACGCGACCUUGAAUCAGUGGAGACACAAUUGAAGGCUUGUCUUCAAGAAAUAGAACCAAUUAAAAAGUCAAAGAUGAAGCUUGAAAAACAGCGGGAUUUUCAGAAUACAUUGAUACAAGACCUCCAGGAAAAACUGAACAGUUCAGAGGCACUGUGCAAGAUGUAUGAAAGUGUACGCCAUGAAGCAGAGAAAUCUAGCCAGAAAGUUACACAAGAGAUUCAAAGCAAGGAGUCAACAGUUCAAGAACUUCAGCAGCAGAAUAAGAAAAAUAACAGCAAGAUUCACAAACUUGAAAGUGAACUCCAAAAAGUGAAGGCAGAUCUUGUUGAACAGAAAAAGCUUUUACACCAAUCUAACCUGGAAAACAAAAGGCUAGAGGCCCAGGUCAAGAAAAUGAAAGAUAAAGCAACAAAUCAUUGCUUCUCACCUCAGAGACCAAGUCCAAGGAAAUUGUCACCAAGGAAACAGCAGAAGCUGUCACCGAAGAGACAGAGUCUAUCACCAAGGAAACAUCAGAAAAAGGUUCCAUAUCAUCAGGGUGCAGAUUUGAUGUCAUUGCAACCAAAACAGAGGAAUUGUACGGAGCCAGAAGAUCAAAUGCACUCAGACAUUGAUGAUGCAGCUAGUACAGUUAGCGAUUACAAUGAUGACAUAGAGAGGGUCUUCAGACAUUAUGGGACUGCUCUGCUUGGCAACCUAGCUGCAGUAUCUCCCCUACCUGAGAGUGGCGAUGAAGCAGGAAGCAGCAUUAGUUCAAGCGACGCAGAAUCACUCUCACAAUUUGCGUCACAACUGGAAGCUGAGAUUGAUGAACCAACCAAUCAGGAUCCCUCGAUCUCAGACAAAUUAGAGAGAGAAGCACCAUCUAACAGUUCUCAUUUAUGGAAAAAGACGAUCGACUCCUCAUUGAUAAAAUCUAGUGCAAUGAAACAUUUAAACUUAAGUGAAAGUGAAACUAGUAAUGAUAGUGCCCCGAGUGAACCAUUUGUUACUCCCAGUGAACACUCAGAGUCAUCUAAUGAACAAAUGGGCAUUAAGAAUGAACAAUAUAGUCAUAUUGACCCAGUUGCCCAUGAUAUUGAUCCCAGUAUUGACAAUGUUGAUAAAGACAUGGACCUGUCAAUCAAAGACAAAAAUCCUUUCUUUAAUCAAAAACAAUCAAACAAAGAUAAGGCUUCUCCCCUUCAUGAAAAUGAAGCUCCUCCCCCUCAGAAUGAACCAUUUAAAAGUAUUAAUGACACUAGUGAUGAUGGUCCAGUUCUUGAUAGGAAAGGAAGCCAGCAGUUUGAAGUUACUUUACUUGAUGAACUAAGGACUACUUAUGCUGAACCAGACACUACCAUACAAGAAGGCUCUAAACCUUCCUCUGGAAAACAUUCAACUGUUGCCACUGGUGAUAGUGAUUCACCUAUUGUGACAUCAAGACAAAGACAUUCAACAGCUAUUGAAGAGCCUGCAAUGGCUCUUGCCAAAAUGAUUGGGUCUCUAUCAGAUUCAUCUGGUGAUGAAGAGACUAACAUAACUAAUGACUCGACCCUUAAAGCAACAAGCCUAGAGAGCGACAAAACCCUCUCUGAGUCUGACUCAGAUAACAAAUCUGAACACACCAAAUCAAAACCAGAUUCAACCAGUAAACAGACAAUGAAUUCAAAGUUAUCAGAUAAGCACAAUAAGACUCCAGGGGUUGGUAGAAGAAAGGUGAAAGUACUUGCAGAUGACUCCCCUGAUCUUAUGAAACAGAUGACAAGAUCAAAAAGUCUGACAAGGCUCACUACGGGAAGGAGGAAUGCAGAGCUGAGCAGGUCCAAAAGUCUGAUUAAAACACUGGCAGAUGUGGCUGAAGUUGAACAAGAAGAAAAUGAGGCUAAUGCUAAUGAUGGAGAUGUGACUGAAGGGGAUCAGAAAAUGAACGAUGCAGAGGCCAAUGUCGCAGAUGUAAGUGAAUCUAAAGAAGUUGAUAGAGAGGGGAAUGUGGUUAAAGCUAAGGAUGCAGUUCAUGCAGAUGUGACAGAAGGCAAUCAAGAAGUAAAUGACCCUAAACUUAGUGAUGUGGAUGGGACUAAAGGUGAUGCAGAGGUUCAUGGAGCCAAAGAAAACAAUUUAGUUGAUGUAGAUGCUGCAGAUGUGACGGAAUGUGAUGAAGAGAUUGAGCCUAAAACUAUUGAUAUAGUCAAGGCAAAUGUAACUGAAAGUUCUCAAGAGGAGAUUGAACCUAAAUCUAAAGAGACGGUUGAUGAAGAUGUUACUGAAGGGGACGAAGAGGGAAAUAAUCCUAAAGCAACACUUGAUGGAGAGAAACUAGAUGUUGUUACAAAUGAGGCUCAAAUAAAGCAGACUAAAUUGAAUGAUAGUGAUGAUGCCAAAGCAAAAGAUACUAAAGAAAAUGAAAAUGAAGAUGAAUUGACAUUGACAUUCAGAAAAACAAAACGAUUAACGAGGCAGUCAUUGAAAAAGCAAAAGACUUUGAAAAGACAAAAUGAAAAUGUGCAAGAUGAAAUUGAAGAUGCAAACCAAACCUCCUCUAGCACAAGGAUCAAACCUAAUGAUGAUAUUGAGAAUGACACAUAUACUGUGGAUGAUGUAUCCAAACCCAAUUCUCUAAAUGACCCUGUGAAGUCAAAGCAGGUCAAGGAUAUCCCAAGUGACUUUUCCGUGAUUAACUCGAACGCAACAAGUGAUAAAAAGACUAUUGGUAACCCAGCCAUUGAUGCUAAAGAGGGAUGUGAGUCUAUUGAAGCGGUUGGUCCUGAAAUACCCAGAAAAUGUACAAGAUCUCGUAGCAAAGCAUCUAACAGUGAAUCUACUGACACACCACACACUCCAUCUAGAGUGACAGGCAGUAACAAUGAAACUAAUGACACAACACACACUCCAUCUAGAGUGACACGCAGUAACAGUGAAUCUGACACACCACAUACUCCAUCUAGAGUGACACGCAGUAACAGUGAAUCUACUGACACACCACAUACUCCAUCUAGAGUGACACGCAGUAAGAAAGCUCCAUUGACUCCAAAACUAGGUGACCGUACCCCAAUUACUCCCAGCCCUCCAAAAUCCAACAUUGACCAUCUAAAUCCGAUACAUAAAACAGAAUCUAACCAAGCUGGAGUAACACAAGAGAAAAACCAAACAAAAACAACCACAACUCCUAAGCCUAUUAAACCAGAUGAUCACAAUGUUUCUGUCGAGGCUAAUACAGAAAGAAACAAGCAAAAUACAAGAGAUAAAGUGGCCCCAAAGUCCACCACUCCAACCAGAAUAACCAGGAGUAGAAAAGAUAAAUCCCCAUCUUCUGACAACAACAUUACAACAAAGAGUCCUCUAACUCCUAAACACACUAGAACCAGACGAAAAAAGGAAGAUGAGAGUCAAUUGGAUGGAAAUGACAAUGUUAAUGCGAUUGUUAAUAAUGAAAGUGAUGACACUGUCGUAAUUGCUGACAAUGAAAAUGCAGCCACAAAUGCUGACAGUGAAAAUACAUCCACAGUUUCAGACAAUAAUAGAAUACCAGUAGUUGCUCAAAAUGUAAAUCCAGUCACAAAUACUCAAAACAUUGAAGCCAAAGAUAAUAUAAUGGAAACACUAAAAUGUGAAAAAGACAUGGAUUCAACAUCCAUCAAUAAUUUAGAAAAAGUGAAGGAAGAAUCAAAAAUAGAUACAAAAACCAAUUUGAAAUGUGAGCAGACUAAAAUUAACCCUGAGAACUCAGACACUAUUAAUAAAACAGCUACAACAAAGAAAUCAGAGGAUUCUACAAUUAUAAAGGAAGAUAGAAUUUAUGAAACAACAGAACUUAAAGACCAUAAAACAUCUAGUCAAAGUACCCUCAAUGCUAGUACACUCAAUAUUGAAAAAAGUGAGAAUAAAACUGUUGAUUCUGUUGAAAACGAUGAUGCUGUAACCACAGAAGCCAAGAAAACUGAUGAUGUUGAUGAUAUCAUUGGAUCAUCCGAAGCUGAGUGUUCAGAACUUAAAGAUGACAGAACUCCACCUGAAUGUACCCUUGAUGCUAGUAUCCUUAGCACUGAUGAUAAUGAGAAAAGUAGGGAUAAAGCUGCAAUUGAGAAGGAUAAGAAAGAAAACAAUACCAUUGAUACACUUGGAAAAAGUGUGGAUGCUAAUGAAAGUAUCAAUUCAACCAAACCUGCUAUCAGUGACUCCAUAACAAACAGUGAUUUAAAAGCCAAUACCAAAAUUACGAACAGUUGUGAUCAAACGUUGUCAAAUGUUGAUGAUAUCUUGCCAAGUGAUAAUGAUCAUUCACCAGUUGUUGAUGAUCCCUUGCCAGAUGAAAACAAUUCUUUGAUAGAUAGCCAUGAUUCAGUAGAUAGUCCAAGUAGGGAACUGGACUUGGGUGGAACUCAAAAGUUUGAAGUCAGUUUGGAGAAAAUCUACUCAACCACGGAUAGAAAUGAACAAGAACAACCAAAAGUCUUCCUAGCUACGAAAAACUCAAAUGAUGUUGAUCUUUCAGACACUGAUGUGGCAAAAGAAACCAUUAAUUCUACUAAAAUAAGGACAUUACCAGAGAAGACAAUAAGUCAAACAUUGGUGUAUGUUCCUACAAAAGAGGAAAUGGAGGUGAACAAUUUAAAUAAUCCACCUCCAAUUAAAAGAGUCAGCAAAUCUGCAGUAACUGUUGUCUCUCCGGAAUGUUCUGGAAUCCCAGCUAAUGAUUCCAAUCGUGCUUUUACUCCUGGUUCAAACGACUCAAAUGAUUCCAACCAAUCAAAUGACAGUCUUUAUUCAGUUGGAAAACAUUCAUUUGUGUCCAAUCUUCCCAUGUCCCCGCAAGAAAAUCUUAGUGUUGUAUCUCCUGUGUCAUCGUUACCUAGCAACGCUGAGCUUCCACUAUCUCCACUUUCUACCUCCCCAAUUGAAGAGCUCCAAGAUGCAGUAUCACCAUUUAGGGAGGGACUUAUUGAUAACAAUGUGGGUCAUUCUCCAAUAAGGACACCCUCCAUCUUCAGUUCGAUGACUCUCCUCCCAGCUAUAUCUCCCCUGCCUGGCACCCCCAAUCCUAAACGUAACAAAAAACGACCCCCGAAAAGUCCUUCCCCUCAUGUAUUCCACACUCAUGCACCUGUAGGAGCGAUCCAAGUGAAACCGCAUCCAAUUGAAAAGAUCACCACUAUAGUCGGGGAGGGAGAACACGAGGGAGUCAAUUGGAAGACCACUAAGGGCAAACAGAACACUGUGAUGGAACAGGUCUCCUCUGGAAAUCUCUCAUCAAGGGCAGCUGCAUUACAAAUACUCAAAUCUAAAAAGGGUAAAAAGUCUAAAAAAUUGGAAAUUUUUAAUAAAGAUGAAUUGGAAUCGAGGGGGAUACAGGCACAAAAAGCACAGAUUGUAGUUAGACUUCAGCAAGCGAAUGUAAAGAAAGUCUUUAAUGAGCAUGAAGUACCUUCUGUUGGACAUACAGGAAAAUCAUUAGAUCAUGUAGAAGUGGACAAGCAAUCAAAAUCAAAACAAAAACUUAAGCGUAAAUCGCAAGAGACAUUAACUCACGACCAACCAAAAUGUGCAAAAAAUGAUGCUGGUGACAAACCGGGGCGUAAAACGAGGAAGCGAAAAUCGGGAGAGACGAUACAGGGGAUAAAUUUUGUUCCAUCCAGUGAAACUGAUGAAAGAGCUCCCAAAAAGAAAAAACAGAGAGGAAAGAAGGGCGAAGCUGAAGCUACAGUUGCUGCUAGUGAUAAUUCAAGUGUCAAGAAAAAUAUAAAACAGAUGUCUUAUGCAGUUGGGAAAACGAUUGCUGACACUCAAAUAAGGAAAUAUUCCCGUGAUAACUUAAUCAAACUACCUGAAGUUCUAAAGGCGUUAAGAAAUGUGCCAAUAGAAACAAUAUCUGAACGUCUGGCUCAGUCAGUUCAUACUUUUGAGGCAGACCUCAUGCUGACAUUGUUUACUAGAUGUAGCGGGAAAGGUGAAGUUAAUACACCGAUUCUUGUAGAGCAUGAUGUUAGACUACUCCAUCUGGUGGACCAUCUUGGAACUGAACACCCUGAUGUUGAGUUUGUAGACAUGGUGCUACACAACCUGGAGGUCUGUUUUAAAAAGAAGCUAGGAGUCAUUGUGUUGGGCAAAGUUUCUAUCUGUCGAUUCUACGCAGCAUUGUGUCGUCACCAUGGCAACCUGGAGCGUGCUCGCGUGUUUGCCUACAAUGUUUUAAAAAACAAAUAUAGCGGCUUUAUGCCAGGUCUCACAGCGAUGGCGGCAGUUUGGCCUGACAUCUUUAAUCAUCGUGGAAAAGGAAGAAACAUUGGAGUAGCAUUUGAGCAUAUUCUUAUGUCCUGUUUGGACUCCACAAAACAGAAACAUGCAAAAAUUCUAAAGGUGCUGACAAGAAUUUUGGACUGGAAACCCCCAAAGCUAACAAAUGAACGACUGUUUGGUGUUUUUAUAAAAAGUUUAGAAGUAUCUGCAGAUAAGAAACCCUGCAAUGAUGAUUACUUAUUUGGUGAUUGUGCAGCUAUUGAGCUCCUAUCUAAGUUUAGCACCUGGGUGGAGAUUGACUGUGCCCUUCUCCAAAAACAUAUUCUCCCCACCAUAGACAAUUACCUAACUCUGCUUGGAGAUAAAAACAAUGAUGUUACCAAGGAGAUACCAAAUGCAGUUGAGUGCCAUGUUAAACAUUUGGUGCAUUUAUUGGGAGAGCUGUUGUACGGAGCGCCACCUAGUGAGAAAGUGAAUGUCUGUAAUAUGGUGAACACCUUAUCUGGGGUCCUUGAGUACACAGAAAUAGUUCCUCAAGAGAUCAGUGAAGCAGUCAUAGAAACAUUAUUGAAACUGUCGCCAUACCAGCCAGUUGUCAUAGCAACCAAAUGCUAUAAAUGGACAAAUUCAACAACAAAAGUCAUUUCAAAACACAUCCAGGAUUUAAUAGAAAUUUUCUGGGACUUUUACAAAGAUGAUCUGUGUUACAUACCUAGACCUGUUUUUGAAACAAAUGACACCUGACACCCCAGUUCAAACAACUGACACCACAGUUGUUGGAUAUGAUACCAUAGUUGAGAUACCUGACAUCACAAUUCAAAUAUGUGACAUCAGAGUUGGAGGUCUGACACUCCAGUUCAGACAACUGAUAUCAAAGUUUUAAUACCUGACAUCACAGUUUAGAGAUAUGACACCAUAAUUAAAAUACUUGACAUCACAGUGUGAGACCUGAGAGUAAGCUGUGAGUGGUGUUUGUUGUUAGGCAUUUGUAACAAAUUGUCACAUUUUUGUGAUCCAGGUUGUUACAUAUUGUCAAGUUAUGCAUAGUUUAUUUAUAUUAUUAUUAUAAGGUGUAAAGGGGUGUAUACACUGGCAGACGAAAUGCUUGAAACGAGGGGCGAAAAGGCCGAAAUGCUUGAAAUGGUUGAAAUUGAAAGAGAAUGUGAAAACAGCUUAGGCGA